Messenger RNA from Poecile atricapillus (Black-capped chickadee), 2045 nucleotides. It is a transcript of the gene CSNK1G1, whose product is annotated as casein kinase 1 gamma 1. Gene Ontology annotation, biological process: peptidyl-serine phosphorylation; signal transduction; endocytosis. Gene Ontology annotation, cellular component: nucleus; cytoplasm; plasma membrane. The record is from RefSeq and is a predicted model, not a curated record. The transcript has 14 exons. NCBI's taxonomy places the organism in Eukaryota, Metazoa, Chordata, Aves, Passeriformes, Paridae. The coding region runs from base 487 to 1857 and encodes 456 amino acids. Gene Ontology annotation, molecular function: protein serine/threonine kinase activity; ATP binding.
GCCGAGCGCUGCCGGGUCGGGCUGUGCCCGUCGAGCGCCGUGAGGGAGGAGCUGCGGCGGGCGCGGGGAGAGCAGUGGCGGCUCCGGCCCGGCCCAGCCCGGCCCGGCCCGCCCGGGGAGCGCAGCGCCGGCGGAGCAGGUCCAGUACAGAUAUGAGUGCCUGGCUGCUCUGCUGCUCCCGUGCCCCAGCACUCACUGCCCUGUGAUUUUGGAUAACAAGCCUAAGAAGUGAGUUACACAUCGUGUGGUAAGAAGCCAAAAGCAACCUGCCUUUAUUGAAUUCUCAAGAACACAGUUGACCCUUUGGUACAUUAUCAAGAUGCAUUAAGAAACUGGAUCUGAUGCCAAAAGAACUCCAUGAGUUUCCAUGACUCUCUUGAACUCCAACGCAGAUACUUUUGGAUAUAAAUUUCUGUUCUAAGGAGAAGAGUGUGUACUCCCAACUCCUUUCUGCCAGCUUGCUGGCAGAGGUAUUUCACUAAGAUCAUGGACCAUCCUAAUAGGGAUAAGGAUGAAAGGCAACGGACAACGAAAGGAAUGCCGGGAAGGAGUGGGCACGGUUCUCGGCCGAGCUCAUCGGCGUCUUCCGGCGUUCUUAUGGUGGGACCCAACUUCAGAGUGGGCAAGAAGAUUGGGUGUGGGAACUUUGGAGAACUCAGACUAGGUAAAAAUCUCUACACCAAUGAAUAUGUAGCGAUCAAACUGGAACCAAUUAAAUCCAGGGCACCACAGCUUCACUUAGAAUACAGAUUUUAUAAACAACUUGGAAGUGCAGCUGAAGGGCUCCCCCAGGUGUAUUAUUUUGGACCUUGUGGAAAGUACAACGCCAUGGUCCUGGAGCUGCUUGGUCCGAGCUUGGAAGAUCUGUUUGACCUCUGUGACAGGACGUUCACUCUGAAGACGGUGUUAAUGAUCGCCAUUCAGCUGAUCUCUCGGAUGGAGUACGUGCAUUCCAAGAACCUCAUCUACCGCGAUGUCAAGCCGGAGAACUUCCUCAUUGGCCGGCAGGGCAAUAAGAAGGAGCACGUCAUUCACAUCAUAGACUUUGGAUUGGCCAAGGAGUACAUUGACCCGGAAACCAAAAAACACAUUCCCUACAGGGAGCACAAGAGUCUCACUGGAACAGCGAGAUACAUGUCCAUCAACACACACCUUGGCAAAGAGCAAAGUCGUCGAGAUGACUUGGAAGCCCUUGGCCAUAUGUUCAUGUAUUUCCUCCGAGGCAGCCUGCCCUGGCAAGGAUUGAAGGCUGACACCUUAAAAGAGAGAUAUCAGAAGAUUGGGGACACAAAGAGAAACACUCCGGUUGAAGUUCUCUGUGAGAACUUUCCAGAGGAGAUGGCCACGUACCUCCGCUAUGUCCGGCGGUUAGACUUCUUUGAGAGACCAGACUACGAUUACCUACGGACCAUCUUCACGGAGCUGUUUGAAAAGAAAGGCUACACCUUUGACUAUGCCUAUGACUGGGUUGGCAGGCCAAUUCCUACUCCUGUGGGAUCUGUCCAUGUAGAUUCUGGGACAUCUGCAGUGACAAGAGACAGCCACAUCCACCGGGAUCGACCAUCACAACAGGCCCUUCGCAAUCAGGCGUCAUCGGAUCGCCGAGGAGAGUGGGAGAUCCAGCCAAGCCGGCAGACAAAUACCUCGUACUUGACAUCUCAUUUGGCUGCAGAUCGACAUGGAGGAUCAGUGCAGGUGGUGAGCUCAACCAACGGGGAGCUGAAUGUGGACGACCCAACAGGAGCACACUCCAACGCACCCAUCACAGCGCAGGCGGAGGUGGAGGUGGUGGAGGAAGCUAAGUGCUGCUGCUUCUUUAAGAGGAAACGGAAGAAGACGGCUCAGCGUCACAAGUGACCGGUGCCUCCUGGGCCUUGCAGGAACCACCACGCCUGCAGCUCCUGCCCUGUCUCACUGGAAGGGACUUCUCUUUAGGAGGGAGGAGGAGGAGGCAUAGGAGGAAGAGAGAAAAACGAAAAAAAAAAACAAAACAAAACAAAAAACAAAAACCCAAGUGACAUUUUAAACCAAAAAGAGAAGAAAAC